GGAAAAACAAUGAGCGGUCAUUGGUCAAUAAACUAACCACGGUUCCAAAACAACUCGACAAUCUCUAUAUUAAAAGCAAAAGCCGAGGUUUUGGUUUUUUGAGUAGUGGCUAAGAGAGAGAGAGAGAGAGAGGGGCAGAGUGAGAAUCAAGGGAGGUGUCAUUUGUUGUUUGGUUCUCCUGGUUGUUAGCCAUGUGCCCCCCUGCAACUACUCCUGAUGCUAUUGAUGAUUAUACUCAUGAGCAGAUAUUUUUAGUUCUCGAAAAAGCUAAAAAUGGGUCUGCUCUCCCAAAUAAUGUGUCUGAAGACAUAAAUCCAUACCAGUACCUGCCUUCAAAUUUGCCGGCUGAAAUAUGGUUCCUAGUACAACAAACUGAGUCAAAGAAGUCGGAACAUGGACUCUGGAAGGCAAAAGGGGAAGCUUGUCCGAUAUAUCAAAAUGGCUCCAUUUGUGGUUGGAGGUCUACUUUGGAGUUUUUUAAAGGCCCUAAUGGACAAAAAACUGGCUGGGUUAUGCAGGAGUACAAGACCGAGAAGGAAGGAUAUUAUGAGAGGAGCCAGAAGCAAUCUCGAUCAUUGUGCUCGAUUUUCCGUUGCUCUAACGACAUGCCAUCGGAGAAAAAACCUGCUGUUGCAAGUAGAGGAAACGCAAUGAAUUCAAUGCUGUUGAGUGCUCCCAAUGCUAACCCUACUUCAGGAGUAGGUUCCACAAGUGAAUCUCAGGCAAAGAGCAAGGACGCAGGCAGCACACAAUCACCUCCGUUGGAGACAUCUAAAGAUGUCUCUAUUGAACGUUUGCUUAGUGCCAUCCUAAGUGAUGAGGACUAUAUAGAAAUGGACGAUCUUGAUGAAGUCCCCAAAUUGCCUGCAGCUGAUGAAGCUAUAGAUCCUCGUGACGAAGCUUUAAUCAAUCAAAUUCUGAUGGAAGAUGUCUUAGAACUGGAUGAUCUUACUGGAGACAUCGGGCCAUUGCCUGCAGCCAACGAAGCUGAAGAUCCUCGUAGUGAAGCUCUGAGUGAUCAAAUCUUGAAAGAGGGCUUCAUGGAACUGGAUGAUCUCGAAGAUCCUGAAGAUAUAACUGGCGACUUCUUGGAAAUGAAUGAUAUGGAUCGCAGACUCUCCCCUUCCACGAGUUCAGUAAAUACAAGUCACCGUAGCUUGGCAUCUGAAGAUGAUUUCUUUGCCACUCUGAGAAACAUGGAUGAUGAUAAAAAUGGUGACCCGAAGGGAAAGGGCUCCAGCUACAAGUGCAGGAAUAUGGGACCAGUGAAACCAGACGAGGUGAUUAUUCAGCUCGCUCCAUCAGGAUCCCUCGUUAAAGCCACUGGAAGCAAGGCAGGCGUUGAAACUCGACCAACUUCAUCAACCAACUCCAACAUCCAAUUAAAGCCGCCACAAACCCAGCCAUUAGGAGCCCGAGGCCAAAUAACAGAAAAGAAGGUCGAGAAAACUCUUCAUCGAGCAGCCACGAAGAACAAGUUUAAGAAGUACCUCUGCUUUUUCCCUUUCUAGAUUCUCAAUGUUAUGCUAUUAGCCUUGGCUGUGGCCUGUGUACAUGUAUUUUCAUACAUAUGUGCCUGUAAGAGAGAGAGACAGACAAAUAAUAAGCAUAAAGAAAGGUAGAAGAUAGUUUAGUGAGAAGUUAAAACCAUUAUCCCCUUAGAACAGCUGUUUACUGGAGGGCAGCCACUUAGCCAAAAAAAAAAAAAACAAGUUUUUUCUUCUUCUAGAGUGUGAUAAAAUAUCAGCAGACCACAGCUAUUUACAGUUCAUAAACACCUAUAGUCAAGCAGUAUAAGCCUUAGGUCUCCAUAGGAAAAGUCUCGAGUUCAAUUCUCGUUUUCCUCAAGUGUACGAAAAAUCCCUAAAAAGAAAAGGAUUAUUCGAUAUGGUGUUAUAUAUUUUCAAUUGAAGGUGUAUAUGUUUGUCUUGCUUUGCU
Messenger RNA from Ipomoea triloba (trilobed morning glory), 1938 nucleotides. Its product is annotated as NAC domain-containing protein 89-like. Gene Ontology annotation, biological process: regulation of DNA-templated transcription. The transcript is spliced from 6 exons. Bases 192 to 1511 code for a protein of 439 amino acids. Gene Ontology annotation, molecular function: DNA binding. The record is from RefSeq and is a predicted model, not a curated record. NCBI's taxonomy places the organism in Eukaryota, Viridiplantae, Streptophyta, Magnoliopsida, Solanales, Convolvulaceae.